Molecule: messenger RNA, 1419 nt
Organism: Zingiber officinale
Lineage: Eukaryota; Viridiplantae; Streptophyta; Magnoliopsida; Zingiberales; Zingiberaceae
Product: mitogen-activated protein kinase 2-like
Exons: 6
Coding region: 221-1336 (371 amino acids)
Biological process (GO): intracellular signal transduction; protein phosphorylation
Cellular component (GO): nucleus; cytoplasm
Molecular function (GO): MAP kinase activity; ATP binding
Source: RefSeq, a predicted model, not a curated record
UCUUCUCUUCGAUGGCAGUAAAAAAAAUCUCGCAGAGAGAGCGAAAGCGACGGCGAGGCACCACGAGAAACGCCGGCGAAAGCGAACUCCAACCUCCCGUUUCACGGUCGCGGGCUUCCUAUUUACUCCUUUUUCUUUCCCCUUUCUCGCUCUUCUCCUUCACGAGAUCCCAGCUUUUCCAUCUCCUUUUUCUUCCAUCUCCGCUGGAGAGGCCCUAGGCAUGGAGUCCGCCGCCGCCCUCGGGGAGGGCCACAUCAAGGGCAUUCUCACCCACAGCGGCCGCUACGUCCGGUACAACGUGCACGGAAACCUAUUCGAGGUCACGGCGAAGUACGUGCCCCCGAUCCGCCCCAUCGGCCGCGGGGCCAACGGCAUCGUUUGUGCUGCAGUAAAUUCCCAGACUCAUGAAGAGGUUGCGAUAAAGAAGAUUGGCAAUGCAUUUGAUAAUAGUAUUGAUGCCAAAAGAACUUUGCGAGAAAUCAAGCUUCUUCAACAUCUGAAUCAUGAUAAUGUUAUUGCAAUUAAGGACAUCAUACGGCCUCCAAACAGGGAAAACUUCAAUGAUGUCUACAUCGUUUAUGAGUUAAUGGAUACUGACCUUCAUCAGAUAAUUCACUCCAACCAAGCAUUGACAGAUGAUCAUUGCCAGUUUUUUCUACAUCAGUUACUCAGAGGGCUGAAAUAUGUGCACUCUGCAAAUGUUCUGCACCGUGAUCUUAAGCCUAGCAAUUUGCUCUUAAAUGCAAGAUGUGAUCUCAAGAUUGGAGAUUUUGGAUUGGCAAGAACAACAUCUGAAACAGACUUCAUGACUGAAUAUGUUGUCACUAGGUGGUACCGAGCACCUGAAUUGCUCCUUAAUUGUUCAGAGUACACUGCUGCUAUUGACAUCUGGUCUGUGGGGUGCAUACUUGGUGAAAUAGUGACUAGAGAGCCUUUAUUUCCAGGAAAAGACUACGUUCAUCAAUUAAAGCUAAUAACUGAGUUAAUAGGUUCACCCGAUGACUCAAGCCUCGGAUUUCUCCGGGGCGACAAUGCUCGUAGAUACGUGAGACAAUUCCCUCAAUAUCCAAAGCAAGAUUUUCAUUCUAGGUUCCCCACUAUGUCGAGUGGAGCCAUUGAUCUGCUAGAGAAAAUGCUUGUAUUCGACCCAAGCAAGAGAAUCACAGCUGAUGAAGCUCUCUGCCAUCCAUACUUGGCAUCUCUCCAUAUCGACGGUGAAUCUGUUUGCCCCACUCCAUUCAGCUUUGAUUUCGAACAUCCAUCGUACACCGAAGAGGAUAUCAAAGAGCUCAUUUGGAGAGAAUCAUUGAAGUUCAACCCAGAUCCACAUCACUAGCUACGAAUACACAAGCUCACUAUAAUCAGUCCUUGAAUGGAGGCCUUCUCUAUACCUUAACUGUUGCUAGUCAUUCCACCCAA